Daucus carota subsp. sativus is the source of this 1848-nucleotide messenger RNA. RefSeq lists its product as uncharacterized. The transcript is spliced from 8 exons. Lineage: Eukaryota; Viridiplantae; Streptophyta; Magnoliopsida; Apiales; Apiaceae. The record is from RefSeq and is a predicted model, not a curated record. Gene Ontology annotation, molecular function: DNA binding. The coding region runs from base 127 to 1668 and encodes 513 amino acids.
GGGUAGUUGGGGGUUACACAACAUUUGUAUUAGCUCGGCGUUUCAUAAAGCAGAGCAAAUCAGAGGAGUUCACUUCAUCUUCCACUUCUGCUAAUUCCCUCUGCUACUGCAAUUGGGUUUGUUACAAUGAGUACUGUUGAGAAAUCAUUAGAUUUCCUGUGUUUGAACAAUGGUGGAGGGUUUGAGAAAGGGAAAUUGAAGCUGCCUCUACCAUUUUAUGUGACAUUCAUGAACUCUUUACCCAGUAAACUCGUCUUGCAUGGUCCAUCUAAUGACCUCUGGCCUUGUACAUUUGACAAAGGUGAUCAUCGUCUUCAUGGUCUGGAAGAGUGGAUGGACCAUUAUAAAGUGAAUCCUUAUAAUGUAGUUCGUCUCCACUAUUUGGAUGGCCCUGAUUUUGGAUUUGAGAUUUAUACUCAGUUUGCUGUUGAAAUGAACUAUCCUGCUGUAACUUCAGUCCCUGCCAGUAAAAGAUCUGUGUAUGAGGUAGACAAACUUUUCUCUAAAUACCUUUUCAAUGGAUUUCGUAACUGUGUUGGCAAGUACAGUCUUUCGAUUGACCACAGUCACUUUGUUGAGGAAUCUUACCCUAAGAUUUUGGCGAAUGACGCAUCUGAGAAGUUGGGGAUGGCAAAGUUUGUACCUUCCAUCAUACUGGGUUUUGAAGAUUAUGAGUGGACUAUUUCUUUGAAAUGGGCUAAUAACUUUGUCCAAUUUGGUAGUGAAUGGGUUAACUUUAUUAAGGAUGCUGCGGUUUUGGUUGGUGAUGUACUUGUUCUGCAGGAGACCAAGUACAAAGGGUUUUUCAAAGUUGCUAUUUUUGAUGCCUCUAUUGUUUCAGAACUUGAACAAUCAGCUGUGGUCACUGGUACUAAUCCGUCACCAAGAUUUUAUAAAGGAUUUACUAAGGCUUCUUUGAAAUCUGGAGAAUUGGAAAUUCCCUAUGUGUUUAGAAGGAAAUUUGGUGAAACUCUUGGUAAUGUUGUGAAACUUUAUUUUGGUGGGAAACAUACGGUUGAAGUUGGUUAUUCUUCAUCCACUGGUUGUGUUAACGGUUUGCUCCAGAUAAUUAAGUAUUUCCACCUCAUGGAGAACUAUAUUUUACUGUUUACCUAUAAUGGCAAUUCUGCGUUCUCCGUCAUGGUGUACGAUUCCCAGUGUAUGAAUCACUUGCGUGAUGUAGAUGGUUAUUGUUCAAUUGCUGAUUUUGAAUCUACUGAGGUUGAAUCUGGUCUGGAUGAUGGAAUGGAUGAAGAUUCACCUUGCAAUGAAAUCAUUGUAAUCUCUGAUUCAAGCACUGAUAGCUCUGAUUCGGAUGAUAGCUCUGAUUCGGAUGAUAGCUCUGUUUCCGAUGUUCAUGAUUAUGAUGUUGAAGCCAUUUUUGCUUUCAAUGUGGUUCUAAAACGAUCUCAUGUAGAUCAGCGUGGGCAUGGAGUGUAUAUUCCACCUCCUUUUUGGACUGAAACACGACAAUGGCAGAACAGAACAAAUGUGGCCUUGGUAGUCGGAACUGUUGCUUGGGAAGUGGAAAUUCUGAGGUUUGGUAACCAGGCUAGAUUUUCAGGAGGUUGGAAUGCUUUUGUUUCUGGGAAUCACUUGUCAGUUGGAAGCAUACUGGAGUUCACCUAUGUUGGAGAGCUCCGGUUUGAAGUCUUGGUUACAAAUUAAAGUUUUCUAUGAAAGAUUUGUACUUUGCUAUAUAAAUUUGGUUGCUUCGUUAAACUUGCUUUUGGUGUAUUUGAAGUAGUUAUUCUGGAAAUGUGAGAAAAUGCACUUAUGGUAUUGCUUUUGAUCUUUUGGUUGUACUGGCUAGAGCCUGACUGAAUUUUAACUUGUAUGCUGAUGACU